Molecule: messenger RNA, 797 nt
Organism: Durusdinium trenchii
Lineage: Eukaryota; Dinophyceae; Suessiales; Symbiodiniaceae
Source: the annotation of a GenBank genome assembly
GAGCCAUGUCCAAGAGCCAUUUGUGCUCCAGUUUCGCACGAACCUGCCUGCCAUGUCUCUCCAGUGCCAAGGGACGUUCCUCCACUUCGUGGAGGAGAGUGGUUCAAGUCGAAGGACGCAGAGCGAAUCACCGACGCCCAAGAGUGAUGCGAGCAUGGAUUGGCUUUUGUGUGAGACGGCUGACACCUUCUUAUGGGACCUGGAAGCCCCCAUGUCACUUGGAAGCACUGGGCAUCCAUGGUUUUGUGCACCUCCCUGCGUCUACACCUUCUAUGGGAAAUGCAGCAGGGCUGCUUGGUGCCAGUAUUGCCACUUGGAACAUCCAGAAGCAAAGCGGAAGCUCAGCAAGAGCGAAAGGCUUUUGAUGAAUUCCCUCGAUGAAUCCAUGGCGCUCUCUGUCGUGCUGUGGCACAUCCGGAGACAGAGCCAAAAGGCCAAUCUCUACCAAGAAUUGAGGCUCUUGCUGGCGGUGAUUCAGCGCCGGGUCAAUUUGCUCGGAGGAGGGCGUGUUUGCCAGAAGACCCUGGCAGCAACCAAGACCCUGCGAGCACUCAGCCUGGGGCGUUUAUUCGAUGUGAUCCAACAGAGCGGCCAAGUGGAUCCAGAUUUCAAGAAGGAACUCCAGGAUUUGGUUCAGAAGCUGCGGCCGCAGCUCGUGAGCCGUGGGUGAACCGGUUUGGGUGAGCUCGCUCCGUGAGGGGUUUUCACCAGGGUCGUGAACCCCGCAGCGUGAGGUGAAUAACCGUUCGUUUGCGUGUGUUUGAAGGUUGCAGAGGACUGAGGGUUCGAAAAAGGCC